AUGAGAAGAAAUUUAGUGUUGGCAAGUGAUGUUUCAUUGGAAGAUGGUGAAAUUGAAGAUGAUGAUUUGGGCGACAUUCCGAGAAAUAUACCAAUGGAAAUAAGAUCAAAAAAUGUGACCCAUGUUUCAUCGAUCAGUCUGGACGAGGAACGAGAACGUGAAGUAGAUCGUAUUAUUCGUGAAGUGCAGGUCUUAAAAUCUAUUCAGGCACUACUUAUCUCUUCAAGUUCACUUAUUGCUUCAAGUCUGUCAGAUUCGGUGCUUAUCAUUUUAGUUCCAACACUGUUACGACUUAUUAUCGAGGAAGCAACAGAUAGGUCAGAAUUCACGAGUUUAGCGUUUGCUGAACAUUCAGUUGAAAAUAUGAAUUCGGAUGAUGAAGAUGCUUUACGUUUAGCGAUGUUAAAUACAAGCAAAGAUGAAAGAUUUGUACGACAACCUAUAUCACACGAAGCAGAAGAGGGAGAAAUCAUUGAUACUUCUUGCAUGGUACCAAGUAAUCAACAAAUAAACGUGCAUUCUUCGCGACAAUCCUGGAUGCAAUUGGAACGAAAGCAAAAUAACGGAUUUCAAAGGUAUAGUGAUAUGCAAAUGCGCAUAAAGAAUCGUAAAUUCGACGAAACAGCGGUACCACUCAAGGUGACGGUACGGAAUGAUAACGAAGGUGGUUACCCAUGUUGCUUCUUAAAUAAUCAACAAAAAGUCGCUGCACCGAUCAGUAGUGUGGCGAUGUUGGAAACAGCUGUGAAACAAUUUGCAAACCCAUUUGAGGAGCAGCUGCAUCGACUUCGAUUGAGGAUUGAAGCAAGUAAAUUUUCGAAGAAAGUGGAAAAUUUGCGAGAUAAUUAUGAGCAAGUUGGAAUGGAUAUCGUAGACAGUGAUCGAGAUUCGCGUUCGCGAUCAUCGCCAACAUCACCGUUAUUGAAUGUUAUGGCUCUUUGUCCUCAUGAAAUUCAAACCCGAAGUGGAGUACCAUCCGAUGGUGCUGAUAACGAGGAGGAUGUCGAUCAGCUGCGUGCUGAACUCUUAGAGCAGAUAAUGCAAAAAAAGAACGACAAGAAAUUAAGAUCGGUGAAACCAACACUUGAAGAAGGUGAAUUAAGCAGUACAAAUUCAGAAGAACGAGCUGCUCAUAGUAGUAAUGAAGGACCAAGUUCCAGUUACAGGGCCGAAACACAUUGUUCUAAAAGAUUUACAAAUGUCGUAGAACAAAAUCGGAAGUCUGUGAUGGAUCGGAAGCGUUCAAGGAAGGGUGAUUCUAUAUCAAGUGGCAGUGAUGAUGGAGCAGGUCAAGACUACCGCACCAAGCUACCACGAAAAAGAAAAGAAAACUUUCGAGAAGCUGUUCCCAAAAGGAUACGCUGGAAAUCAAAGGAUGAAUUUGGCGACAUGUCAGGAACAGAAGAGAGAAAGACUGAAGAAUGGGAACAUAUGAUUGAUGUUGAAAAGAAAAUGUUGAAGGAAAUUGAAAGGAAAUUAAGGCAUCGUGACGAUCAAAAAUGUGUCACGAGAAGGAAACGUGAUAAUUUUUUGGAGAGAGCGAAUCAUUGUGCUCAUCAACUUGGUGUUCUUGAAGCGGAGAUGGAAGUACUUCGAUGUGAUCAAGAAAAGGUUAAAGGACGUUUAUCAUAUUUGGAACGGCAGUUGAGUAAAGUACAAUUUGAAGAGAACUGCAAGGAAACAGAGAGGAAGACAUUUGGAAAAGAAAGUGAACGAACUGGAAGAUUAGUAGAGGAAGCUGAACCGAUAAAAAAUAUAAGCAAGGACGCUGGGCAUAUUUAUGACCCUACUCAAAUAAUGAUUAAGUCGAAAAAUGAUGCCGAAGAGUCGAAAACGGCAAAAACACGCGUUUUAGAACAUUCUGAACUAUCGAGUACGACUAUCGCGAUGGAUUAUUCUGAUGAUCGAGAUGAUAUUUCAAGACCUACAAGUAGUAGUAGUGGAUCGCAUCAUUCUUCUAUAGAUAUCUUAGGGGAUUCCGAUAUAAUCGAGUUAUCAGAUUCGAGUGAUUCAAUGAAUGGUCUUAUCGCAGCUAUGCGUGAGUUAGAGCAGGAAGAGCUGGAUGCAAAUUUCAUUGCAGAAGCUGCAGCAGUGAUUAACCCAAAUGUUUGUCACGAAAGUCAACAGAAAGAAAGAAAGAUCAGUCGUACUGUAACACUAAGCGAAAAAGAUGUUAAUGAACUUAAAAAUAAUCCAUUGAUUAUGUUUAACGGGUAUCGCAUAUCUCCAACAUUCCCUUACCGUCUGAUAGCCCAUAGAGCUUUGUCAAACAAGUUGGAUCCGUUGAAACCGCUUUGUUAUUAUGAAUUAUUAGGAAGAUGCGCUGAUUCAACAUGUUCAAUGCAACAUGAAGAAGAUUAUUUGCUGUCCGAUGAAGAACUGAUAUGUAGUGUAUUGGCUUAUUGUCCGAAUCUUUGCCCACCUAAAAAAAUGUUUUCCGAAUAUGCUCGUGAAAUAUUGAAAGAGCAUCAAGCGAAGUCAGUGGGAGAAAUUAUUGAGGAUAUGUUGAGAAACCUUCCUGAUACUGAGCGUUGGAUAAGAGUUUGUGAGAUGGCUACCAAAUCUGAGUCGCUAUCGAAAUGGUCUUCGAAAGAUGAAUCCAUUGAAUAUGAAGUACCUCAACAAUUCCGUCAGUUAUCACUGUAA
Cercopithifilaria johnstoni is the source of this 2646-nucleotide messenger RNA. NCBI's taxonomy places the organism in Eukaryota, Metazoa, Nematoda, Chromadorea, Rhabditida, Onchocercidae. The record is from the annotation of a GenBank genome assembly.